This is a messenger RNA of Dovyalis caffra, 5742 nucleotides long. The record is from the annotation of a GenBank genome assembly. Lineage: Eukaryota; Viridiplantae; Streptophyta; Magnoliopsida; Malpighiales; Salicaceae.
AUGACUAAGAAACUAACGAGUGCCAAACUCCAUAUGGAACUCGACCUCGACUCCUUCCUUGAUUCUCAUUCCUCCUCCGAUUCUGACACCGAUUCCACCUCCGUCCCUCACCGCACUCUUGACGAAAUCCUCAACGACUCCGAUUCCUCAACUCCUCCUUCAUCCCCACCGUCCAUCGAACCUCGCCUCCAGUCAGAUCUCUCUAUCUCCCACCACGACGACGCCUCACUAGAAUCGGUACAAUCACAAAUUCUCCCUGAUAAAUCCGAUCAACUAAAAUCCACUCUACGCACUCGAAUUACUAGUUCACCAUGGAGCCUCCCUCCUCUGUCUUCGUCUUCUUCUUCUUCUACUUUGAGACAGUUGCCAUCGCUUUUCGGUGGAGUGAGAUCGAAUGCGAAGCCAGGGGCAGCGCUUGCGGCGGCGGCGGCUGCCUCUCGGUCGGUUCCGACACCGCAUGCCGCCGCGAUCAAGUCGAGGAGAUUGAGCGGCGGGAGUGGAACCUUCCAGAAGAUUCUCGAUAUUGCAGAAUCAGGCUCCAAUGCUGGGGAUGAUCACGAAAUUGUUUCAAAUUCGUCGAACGGAGACUCAAUUGAAAGAAUUCAAUCUCAGUCAGAUGAGAACAUGAGUGAAUUUCAAUCUGCUACAGCAGAGAAUGCGAUUUCGAAUAGAGAGGAGGAUUUGGAGAUUUCACGUGAAAGUGAAGAGGGGCCGGUUCUUCAAAUUGAUCAAAUUGAGGAGGAAGUAAGAAUCAGUAAUGAUAGUAGUCAAGAUGGGUUGAAUGCUACUGGUUUGACCUCGAAUUCUGAUGAUAACUUCAAUUUAGAGGAUGAAAAUGUAGCUACUGUUUCUAAAGACAACGAUAAAACUAAUUUUUUGGAAGCCCGUGAUUCCAAUGAAACGGAUAUUAUUGACUCAAAUAAGGUCGAUUCGUAUCAAGAUGAUGCAGUGGAAGGAGAGAGAAAUAAUUUGGAAGAAAGUAUGGGUAAGGCAAAUGAUGAUCGGGUAGGUGUUUCUACUAUUGGCGAUGGUGAUGAUGUAAGUUCAAUAAGUGAUAUUUCGGAGCUUGUAGAGGAGAGAAUCGAGCAAUUGGAGAGUGAGAUGAUUAAUAAAAGGGCGGGGAAGAGGCAGAAGUCUAGUUUGAAGCCGCUUGAAUUGGCUGAAGAACUUGAGAAAAGAAUGGCGUAUACUGGAUUGCAUUGGGAGGAGGGUGCGGCUGCUCAGCCUAUGAGACUUGAGGGUGUUCGAAGGGGGUCAACUACUUUAGGAUAUUUUGAUGUUGAUGCUCAUAAUGUUAUCACGCAAACUGUUGGUUCUCAAGCAUUUAGGAGAGAUCAUGGCUCACCUCAAGUUUUGGCAGUUCAUCUUAACUACAUUGCAGUGGGAAUGUCGAAGGGUGUUGUUGUUGUCGUCCCUAGUAGAUACUCUCCUCACAAUGAUGAUAAGAUGGACGCGAAGAUGCUAAUGCUUGGUUUGCAAGGUGAUCGAUCUCAAGCCCCAGUGACUUCCAUGUGCUUCAAUCAGCAAGGGGACAUGCUCUUGGCUGGUUAUGGAGACGGUCACAUUACUGUUUGGGAUGUCCAGAGGGCAUCAGCAGCAAAAGUUAUUACUGGGGAGCAUACCGCAUCAGUUGUGCAUGCAUUCUUCCUAGGCCAGGACUCUCAAGUUUCUCGUCAGUUUAAAGCAGUUACUGGUGAUAGUAAGGGUCUGGUUCUGUUACAUGCUUUCUCGGUGGUUCCUUUGCUUAACAGGUUCUCCUUCAAAACGCAGUGUCUUCUUGAUGGACAAAGAACGGGAACAGUGUUAUCAGCUUCACCCCUUCUUUUUGAUGAAUCUUGUGGAGGUGCUUUGCCAGCUUCACAAGGAAAUUCUUCAGCAUCGUCCACCAGCAUUAGUAGCAUGAUGGGGGGUGUAGUUGGGGGAGAUACAGGUUGGAAACUAUUCAACGAGGGCUCUUCUUUGGUUGAAGAAGGUGUGGUCAUAUUUGUCACUCAUCAAACUGCUUUGGUGGUCAGGCUCAGUCCUAGUUUGCAAGUAUAUGCACAAAUUUCUAGGCCAGAUGGAGUUCGAGAGGGUUCCAUGCCUUACACUGCAUGGAAAUGUACCACACAAUCCCACAGUUCAUCAACUGACAAUGUUCCAGAACAUGUGGCAGAGAGAGUUUCAUUGCUUGCAAUUGCUUGGGAUCGAAAAGUGCAAGUGGCAAAGUUGGUCAAAUCAGAGUUAAAAGUUUAUGGAAAAUGGUCCCUUGACAGUGUAGCCAUAGGUGUGGCUUGGUUGGAUGAUCAUAUGCUGGUGGUACUCACAUUAACAGGACAACUACAUUUGUUCACAAAGGAUGGCACUGUGAUUCACCAAACUAGUUUUGCUGUUGAUGGUUCUGGGGGAGAUGACGUAGCUGCAUAUCAUACACACUUAAUCAAUAUCUAUGGGAACCCAGAGAAAGCUUAUCACAAUUGUAUAGCUGUAAGAGGAGCUUCUGUAUACAUACUUGGACCAACACAUCUUAUUGUUUCCCGCCUUCUCCCAUGGAAAGAGCGUAUUCAGGUUCUGCGUAGUGCAGGUGACUGGAUGGGUGCCUUGAACAUGGCAAUGACGCUUUAUGAUGGCCAAGCUCAUGGUGUUGUUGAUCUUCCUAAAUCGUUGGAUGCUGUAAAGGAAGCCAUAAUGCCGUAUCUGGUAGAGUUGCUUAUGUCGUAUGUGGAUGAAGUAUUUUCUUAUAUUUCGGUGGCCUUUUGCAAUCAAAUUGGGAAAGUGGAACAGCAAGAUGACUCAAAGACUGGAAGCAACUCGGUGCACUCUGAAAUAAAAGAACAAUUCACACGUGUUGGUGGUGUUGCUGUAGAAUUCUGUGUCCAUAUAAAGCGGACUGACAUGCUUUUUGAUGAAAUUUUCUCCAAAUUUGUCUCUGUUCGACAUAGAGAUACAUUUUUGGAACUUUUGGAGCCAUAUAUAUUGAGGGAUAUGCUUGGAUCUCUACCUCCUGAGAUUAUGCAAGCCUUGGUAGAGCAUUACAGUAGCAAAGGGUGGUUGCAGCGAGUUGAGCAAUGUGUCCUUCACAUGGACAUUUCCUCCUUGGAUUUUAAUCAGGUUGUUAGGCUAUGCCGGGAACAUGGAUUAUACGGUGCCCUGGUGUAUCUUUUCAAUAAAGGAUUGGAUGAUUUCAGGACACCUUUAGAGGAGCUAUUGGUUGUCUCUAGAACUAGUCAAAAAGAGACUGCUGCUGCCCUUGGGUACAGGAUGCUUGUUUAUCUGAAGUACUGCUUUUUAGGACUCGCCUUUCCGCCAGGACAUGGGGCUCUUCCCGUCACACGUUUACCAUCUCUUAGGAAAGAACUUGUGCAGUUUUUGCUAGAGAGUUCCGUUGCCCCUAAUCCACAGGCAGUUUCAAGAGGAACAUACCUGAACCUGUAUUAUCUCUUACAGUUAGAUACUGAAGCGACUUUAGAUGUUUUGAGGUGUGCUUUUUUAGAUGGUGAGAAACCUGAAUUCUCUAAGCAAGAUGGGGCCAAUACAGAUAUGGAGGCUAAGCAAGAAAACAAUAUGACGGUUGAAAGUCAAAAUUUAUUGAUUCAGAAUACUAUAAAUGCUCUAGUUCAAAUUACCGAAAAUCAUAUAUCCCAAGCAGAUGAAUCUGCUCUUGAUGAUGAUGAUACUGGAUUUGUGGAUGCAUGGCCUUCAAAGAAAGACAUAGGAAAUCUGUUUGAAUUCAUUGCACACCAUGUUGCAUGUAGAAAAGCUCAUGUUUCAAAAGUUGUGCUGAGUCAGAUUUUGGAGUACUUGACAUCAGGGAGUACUAUUCCAUCAAGUGUUCCUCCACACAUCAUUGAAACUUCAAAAGAGAGAGAGAAACAGUUGCUUGCACUGCUGGAAGUGGUGCCUGAGACUGAUUGGAAUGAGGCUUACGUGUUGCAGCUAUGUGAGGAAGCAUGCUUUCACCAGGUUUCUGGCUUAAUUCAUACCAUCAGACAUCAGUAUCUUGCUGCUUUGGAUAGCUAUAUGAAAGACAUAGAUGAACCCAUUCACACUUUCUCCUACAUUAACAAUAUGUUAGAAAAGCUGAGUGACAAUGAAAGUGGUGCUUUUCGAUCAGCUGUGAUAUCUAGGAUUCCUGAGUUGCUUGUCUUAAGCAGAAAAUCUGACGAUAUAGAUGUUGUUAAUGGAAGAAGGGUGAAAGACCAGUCAAAGGGACUCGCAGCUUAUCUGGAAAGGAUCUCUGAUUUUCCUAAGUUCGUGCGGAAUAAUCCUGUCCAUGUGAAUGAUGAUAUGAUUGAGCUUUAUUUCGAGCUAUUAUGUCAGUUUGAGCGCAAUUCAGUUCUCAGAUUCUUAGAGACUUUUGAUAGCUACCGGGUGGAACACUGUUUACGCAUGUGCCAGGACUAUGGGAUAAUAGAUGCUGCUGCCUUUUUAUUGGAAAGGGUUGGUGAUGCCGGAAGUGCUCUUUUACUCACACUUUCUGGUCUCAAUGAUAAAUUUUCAGAGCUAGAGACAGCCGUGGGAAAUGUGGUUUCAGAUAUGACUUUAAGUGGUUCUGCCCGUAGUGAUCAUUACAAGACUGUUUUAAAAAUGAAAGAGGUUCACAGAUUUCUAGAGUUCUAUGAUAUGGUGGACAACAUAUGCAGUAUAUUACAUGCCUGUAUUGGAUUAUGCCAGCGGAACACCCCACGUUUACAACCUGAGGAAUCUGAGAUACUCUGGUUCAGAUUACUUGACUCGUUUUGUAUGCCUUUGAUGGAUUCCUAUUCUGAUAGAAGCAUAUCAAAAGCAAAGAAUCAUGUUGGAGUGCUAGGUGAAGCUCUGGGUCUCCAGGAGGAUGAUGGGGCAGGGGUAAUCAAGUGGAAAAUCUCUAGAUCUUGUAAAGGUGCUCCCAUCUUGAGGAAAUUGUUCUCUAGGUUCAUCAAAGAGAUUGUUGAGGGAAUGGUAGGAUAUGUUCGCCUUCCAACUAUCAUGUCAAAACUCCUCUCUGAUAACGGUACCCAGGAAUUUGGUGAUUUCAAAAUUACAAUAUUGGGGAUGCUUGGAACAUAUGGCUUUGAAAGAAGAAUUCUGGAUACGGCCAAAUCCUUGAUAGAGGAUGACACAUUCUACACCUUGAGCUUACUAAAGAAGGGGGCAUCUCAUGGCUAUGCUCCCCGAAGUACUGUAUGUUGUAUAUGCAACUGCCCACUUGCAAAGAAUUCCAGUUUCCGUCUUCGAGUUUUCAGUUGUGGUCAUGCAACUCAUCUUGAUUGCGAACUUGAAAACGAGUCAUCAAGUAGGAGCCACCUAUCUGGAUGUCCUGUUUGCAUGCCUAAGAAGAAUACUCAGAAGGGGUCUAGAAAUAAAUCAGCACUUCCGGAGAAUGGUUUAGUGAAUAAAGUUUCCGAGAGACCACGGCGAGCACAUGGAACUAGCAUUUUACACCCACAUGAAGAUUUGUUAGAGAAUUCCUAUGGGCUUCAGCAAAUAUCACGGUUUGAGAUUUUGUCUAAUCUCCAAAAAGAUAAGAAAUUAGUUCAAAUAGAAAGCAUGCCUCAGCUAAGGCUUGCACCUCCUGCUGUUUAUCAUGAAAAGGUGAAGAAAGGACCUGGUCUUUUAACAGGAGAGAGUAGCAGCGAUAUUGCAACAGUUGAGAAACCAAUCAAAAGUAGGCAACUCAGAGAGCAAAAACUGAAGGGAUCAUCUCUUCGGUUCCCACUAAAAUCAAGCCUAUUCGGUAAGAUCUGUGAUCGCUCAGUUCGUGUUGGUAAAAUUUUCCACUAA